Molecule: messenger RNA, 1388 nt
Organism: Capsaspora owczarzaki ATCC 30864
Lineage: Eukaryota; Filasterea; Ministeriida; Capsasporidae
Product: pyridoxamine 5'-phosphate oxidase
Exons: 4
Coding region: 365-1291 (308 amino acids)
Biological process (GO): pyridoxine biosynthetic process
Molecular function (GO): pyridoxamine phosphate oxidase activity; FMN binding
Source: RefSeq, a predicted model, not a curated record
CUCUCUCUCUCUUUUUUUUGUGUGUGUGUUAUUAUUCUUUUUCUUGUUGUUUGUUGCUGCUGUGAUGCGAUUGUGCCAUCGUGUGCGGUUUGGCGCUGGGCUCGCUGCGUUGUUCUCCAGUCGCACGAGGCACUCCAUCCAUCUCGACCACUGCCGCCACCGCCGCCCGUUCCGCAUCCACAUCCAGUCACUCUCAUCACUGCGCUCCACUUUGCCGCAUCCGCAUCCGCAUCCGCUUCAGAAUCCGAAUCCGAAUCCGAAUCCGGUCGUGUCGGCCUUCGUCGUCAUCAGUCGUCCUUUCUCCAGCACGAGUCCGUCGUCGUUGCCUUCCCUCCUCCGUGUCUCGCGCUUUGCCUCUGCUGCCAUGCUGCCAAGCAACCCAACUGCCUCGGCCUCGGCCUCGCUCUCGACCGCCACUCCUCCUCCACCAGCAGCAGCCGCGCAUCCAUCAGCCGCAACAAACACAAACACUCCCGCCAUGCACGCUUCGACGAUGGCCGCCACUGCCGCUGCCACCAGUGAUCCUGAACCGACGAGCGACGAUGCAAACGCAGUUGCUGCCGCCGCUGUGAUUGCCGCCGCCGCCGCUGCUGCUACUGCCGCUGCUGCAACUGGACAAGCCGCCGUUCAUCAAGCCGUGGCGAACAUGCGCCUCAACUACACUUACGGCGAGCUGAACGAAGAGGAUUUGGCAUCGCAACCGAUUGACCAGUUUGAUCGAUGGUUUCGCGAGGCUGUUGCUGCAAACGUGCACGAGCCAAACGGCAUGACCCUUGCCACAGUGUCAGCGACCGGUCGCCCCUCUUCGCGAGUCGUCCUGCUGAAGGGUUACGGCGUGGACGGGUUUCAAUUCUUUACCAACCACGGCAGCCACAAGGGCUCCGACAUGGUCCAGAACAAGCAUGUGGCAUUGUCCUUCUGGUGGGGCCCGAUGGAUCGCCAGGUUCGCAUUGAAGGCGUCGUUGAGCGCUUGUCGGAAGAAGAGUCUACGGCCUAUUUCCAAUCACGUCCACGAGGCAGUCAAAUUGGCGCCCACGCCAGCCUGCAAAGCCAGGUCAUUCCUGACCGCAAGGCACUCGAACUUCGCACAGAAGCAGCGGCUGGGCGUUUCAAGGACGCGGAAGUCAUCGAAAAGCCCGCGAAUUGGGGUGGAUAUCUCGUGCGCCCCACCGUGAUUGAAUUUUGGCAGGGUCGUCCUUCGCGAUUGCACGACCGAUUGCGAUAUCGUCUCCUUCCGGGACUGACUGCCGACGGGCUGCAGAGCUGGCAAGUGGAGCGUCUUUGCCCUUAAGGGUUCGAGGGGUGAUGAACUUGGGGUUUUUGUUUGUUUUUAGAUUCUUGACCAAAAUGAAAAUGCCAGAAUUACAAUUUGAUUUUUUUCAUUGUUC